Quercus robur (English oak) is the source of this 2844-nucleotide messenger RNA. Its product is annotated as casein kinase 1-like protein HD16. Bases 380 to 2572 code for a protein of 730 amino acids. The transcript is spliced from 16 exons. The record is from RefSeq and is a predicted model, not a curated record. Gene Ontology annotation, cellular component: nucleus; cytoplasm. Gene Ontology annotation, molecular function: ATP binding; protein serine/threonine kinase activity. Gene Ontology annotation, biological process: peptidyl-serine phosphorylation; endocytosis; signal transduction. NCBI's taxonomy places the organism in Eukaryota, Viridiplantae, Streptophyta, Magnoliopsida, Fagales, Fagaceae.
CAUCUCUCUCUCUCUCUGUGAAAGUACAACUAGUUCUCUGUUCACUCCCUCAUUCUCUCUCUCUCUCUCUCUCUCUCUCUCUCUCACAGUCAGUUCCGAAUUUCCGAUCUCCCACAGAACCCUAGUUUCACUGCUACAAAGUCACGAUCUACUGGUUUUCGUUCGAAUUCUCGGCUCGAAGGUUCCGAUUUUCGCACAUUCAUUGCUCGAUUCUCCAUUGUUUUCUUGUUUCUCUUCUUUCGGUCACAAUCUAGGGAUCUUUCUCUCUUCCAUUGUGAUUCGAAGGAGAAUUCUUGUGCGAGAGAGAAAGAAAGAGAAAGGUGUUUUUUUUUUUUUUUUUUUCUUUGAGAGGCGGAUGAUGAGAUACGGUAGAUGAACGAUGCCGGUACUGCGUAGCGAAGUGCGCAAGAGCCGGGCAGCAGCAGCAGCAGCAGAAGCGAAGCAGAUUCGGAAACCGCAGCCGAAGCCGAAAGAGCAGAGGAAGCCGUUGAAGAAUCGAAUCGAAGUAGGGGAGGCUAUUGCGACCAGGACGCGGCGGAGGAGUGCGGCGGCCGCGGCAGCGAAUACCAAUACCAACAACAACAAUAAGAAGCAGAGAGUGGGCAAUGAGGACGUAGGCGCCGCGAAAGCCGCGGAGAAGAAGAAGAAGGAGGAGGAGGAAGAGAAUCGGAGUUUGGAGAAGGAGGAGGAGGAAGAGGAGGAGGAGGAGGAGGAGGAGGAAGAGGAAGAGGAGGUAGGGGAGAAGGAGAUGGAUGAGAAUGAGAGUGGGGGGAGAAGUAAUGACAAGGCACAUGCCGGUGGUGAUGACGAAGGAAGCGUAGCUCCUAUUCCUGACAGGGUUCAGGUUGGUGGUUCCCCAGUGUACAAAACAGAGAGAAAGUUGGGCAAGGGUGGGUUUGGACAAGUUUAUGUUGGGCGGCGUGUUUCUGCAGUAAAUACAAAUGACAGAACCACUGUAUCUGGAGCUGUUGAGGUGGCCUUAAAAUUUGAGCACAAAAGUAGCAAAGGAUGUAAUUACGGACCACCAUCUGAGUGGCAGGUGUACACUACUCUUGGUGGCAGUCAUGGAGUACCUCGUGUACACUAUAAAGGUCAACAGGGCGACUAUUAUGUCAUGGUUAUGGAUAUGCUCGGUCCAAGCUUGUGGGAUGUUUGGAAUAAUAACUCUCAUAUAAUGUCCACUGAAAUGGUUGCAUGUAUUGCCAUUGAAGCAAUAUCCAUUUUGGAGAAGAUGCACUCUCGAGGAUAUGUGCAUGGGGAUGUAAAGCCAGAAAAUUUUCUGCUUGGUACUCCAGGAACUCCUGACGAGAAAAAACUGUUCCUAGUUGAUCUUGGAUUAGCUUCUAGGUGGAGAGAUGGUAAUACUGGAUUGCAUGUUGAAUAUGACCAAAGACCAGAUGUUUUCAGGGGAACAGUGCGUUAUGCUAGUGUACAUGCUCAUUUAGGGAGAACUGGUAGCAGGAGAGAUGAUCUAGAAUCUCUUGCAUAUACGCUGAUUUUCCUUCUCCGAGGUCGGCUGCCUUGGCAAGGGUAUCAGGGAGACAAUAAAGGAUUCCUUGUUUGCAAGAAGAAGAUGGCAACUUCUCCAGAAGUGAUGUGCGGCCUUUGUCCACAGCCUUUCAGACAAUUUGUUGAACAUGUGGUGAACUUGAAGUUUGAUGAAGAACCGGAAUAUGCAAAAUACAUUUCGCUGUUUGAUGAAAUUAUCUGCCCAAAUUUUGAAAUCCGGCCAAUCAACACAGAGGGUGCACAAAAGCUUAUUGGUCAUAAGAGAGCCCGUUUGGCUAUGGAGGAGGAAGAAGAGGAUGGUCAACCGAAGAAGAAGGUGCGUAACGGCUUGCCAGCUAAACAAUGGAUUAGUGUUUACAAUGGGCGUGAACCUAUGAAGCAAAGGUAUCAUUACAAUGUGGCAGAUAUAAGGCUGUCCCAGCACAUUGAUAAAGGAUACGAGGACAAAUUAUAUGUCAGCAGUGUAGCUUCAUGUCAGAACCUUUGGGCCCUAAUUAUGGAUGCAGGCACUGGCUUUACUUCACAAGUUUAUGAACUCUCACCAUGUUUUCUUCACAAGGAAUGGAUAAUGGACCAAUGGGAAAAGAACUAUUAUAUCAGUGCAAUAGCUGGAGCUACAAAUGGGAGCUCCUUAGUAAUAAUGUCUAAGGGUACGCAUUAUGUGCAGCAGUCAUACAAAGUUAGUGAAUCAUUUCCUUACAAGUGGAUAAACAAAAAAUGGAGAGAGGGCUUCUUCGUAACUACUAUGGCCACCUCUGGGAACAGAUGGGGAAUUGUCAUGUCUCGUGGUGCAGCAUUUUCUCGACAGGUUGUUGAACUAGAUUUCCAUUACCCUAGUGAAGGUAUUCACCGGCGGUGGGAUUAUGGAUAUCGAAUCACAGCAACUGCAGCAACUUGCGAUCAGGCCGCUUUUGUUCUUAGUGUUCCUAAGAGGAGGCAUACAGAAGAUGAUUCAACUCAAGAAACACUUAGAACGUCUACUUUUCCUAGUACACAUGUAAAGGAGAAGUGGACGAGGAAUCUUUAUAUUGCGUCUGUUUGUUAUGGACGAACAGUUUCGUGAUCUGCUAACGUUGUUUAGGGCUCCAGUGGACACCGUUACAGUCACAGUCAACAGAUAUCGCGUUGCUCUAAUUGCCCACUAUCCAUUAGGGAUAUUUUGAUGUUUAUAUGUGGCAUUGUCAGGCUUAGAGAAAUUUUGAUUGCUAUAGGCUUAUUAAAAUGUAAUUAAAUUAAACUGAGCAAAAACUCUUUUGGUCUUAUUAUGUUCGUCAAUUUGCGGAAAAUUGGGUCUUGUUGAUGUCAAUGAUAAGGAAAAGCCCAUUUUUUUGAAAA